UUGUUGCGAACAAAGAAAUUUUGUGAUAAUUAUCCUUUUUUAAAUCCUAUCCCAGCUAUACCCCUAUCCCAGCUAUACCCCUAUCCCAGCUAUACCCCUAUCCCAGCCAUACCCCUAUCCCAGCCAUACCCCUAUCCCAGCUAUACCCCUAUCCCAGCCAUACCCCUAUCCCAGCCAUACCCCUAUCCCACCUACACCCCUAUCCCAGCCAUACCCCUAUCCCAGCCAUACCCCUAUCCCAGCCAUACCCCUAUCCCAGCCAUACCCCUAUCCCAGCCAUACCCCUAUCCCAGCCAUACCCCUAUCCCACCUACACCCCUACCCUAUCCUACAUCUUACCCUACCCUUUUGACCUCAAAACCUAUUUACCUCUCUACCCUUAUCUCACCACAUGUCACUCUGCUCUCCUAAAUCCCAUUCCAAUAUAUAAUGACACGAUAAUAUUUGAAAUUCAUAUUAUAAUAUUUUGAGCUUCUAUUUUAAUUUUUUUUUCAAAUAAUAAAGGAAAUUUUUUAUGAUUGUUACGUACGAAGAAAUUUUGUGACAUUAUAAUUCCUUCACUUCCCGUAUCUCCACAUUUACCUCAAAUCCUACCCCCACAUAUACCCCUAUCCUUCCUCCUACUCUAUCCUACCCUAUCGACCUCCAAACCUAUCACACCGCACGUCACUCUACUCCAAUCUCACCACACAUCGCUCUACUCUAACUAAAUCCUAUU
This is a messenger RNA of Hydractinia symbiolongicarpus, 718 nucleotides long. RefSeq names its product nematocyst expressed protein 4-like. The annotation marks the transcript as partial. The transcript has a single exon. Lineage: Eukaryota; Metazoa; Cnidaria; Hydrozoa; Anthoathecata; Hydractiniidae. The record is from RefSeq and is a predicted model, not a curated record.